AUGUCCGUGGAGUCGCCUAGUCGAAUUGGUUCUAACGCCUUCGAGCGUCUCAUCGAUCGGACGCUCUUUGCUGGCUUGGGCCUGGACGUGGCAGACGUCAGCGCGCAGGAGGUCAGCAGCUCCUGGAGCCUUCUUGAGGGCUUGCUGCGGCAAAACGCUCAAGCGCGAAGCUACGCGCAGAAGCUCCUGUUGAAAAAGGCUCGCGAGCAGAGCGUGACCAGGGAUCCUGUCUUCGUGGAACGGCUUCAGGCUUUGCUGGAGCUCUGGCCGCAGGGCGAGCGGCAACGAUUGUCGGACACGCUGUUUGGCACGCCGGGCAAUCGAGCAGCUCGACCUGUGUCGGCACUGUCCGCAUCGAUGGCCUCUUUGGGAGGCGGCGAAGCCUUCGGCGAACUUAGCCCUGCGCCACGCCGCAAUCCCAACCCGCAAGGCUUGUCGACACCACCCAGGCCCAACUAUGGGGACACCCCCGACUGGGGCGGCCCUUUCUCUGAGUCGCCGGCACUGCCAUCGCACCAGCCGAGACGUGAGGUCAGACCACAGUCGCUGGACCACGCCUACGGUCUGCAGGACAGUGCAGUGACGGUUCAGAUGAGAGGCUCCUCGAACCAGGCUCCGGCUAUGGGUGACAGUACUGCCACGGUCCCUUCGAAGGGGCAGGCCAAAGUGUACAGCUCCCUGGAUGCCUGGCGGGGGCCUGGCGGGCCCAACCAUGCGGACUUCACUUCACAGAUGCGACGCGCGCGCUCGCUGCCAGCCCCGGCACUAGUACCGACUGGGCCGGCCCCGGCUCCGGCGAGUCAGUCCGCCUGGGGGCCUCACUUGGUGCUGGAUUUCGGGCCCAGUGGCAGCUCCGAGGACGACAGGGCGCAGACGGCCCGUGCUGCGGCAGCCCGCGCGGCUCUGCCCAAGCCGGCCAAGACCCUUCUGCGGGAGCAGGAAGGGAUCUGGCAGGGCGAGCGUCGCCAAGCAAGUCGGCGAAUCGGGAUACAAGGCGCAUCUUCUGGGAGCAGCGAUGACAAGCCGGGGCGCGCGCGUGCUGCAUCAGCGCCGCGACAACGGCAGCUGCCACCCAACGUGCAGUCGGAGACAGAGGAAGAGCUGACCUUGGAGCCAGAAACUUUGAAAUCGUCCUUGGCUGGCGGCACACGGAAAAAGCACGCGGGCAGCAGGGCAUCAUCCAAGCGAACGGUGGUGAUGUCGGAGGCCCAGGGAGGCGAUGAGAGCUCUGCAGAAGAGAAAGCACGAGCACAGCGGCAAGCGGAGGUGAAAGCUGCAGUGGACGCGGCUACAGCUGCGGCUGCAAAAGAGCUCGAAAUGAUGAAGGUGGCACUAGCAGAUGCCGAGGAGAAGGCAUCUGGAGCCGCGUCGAUGGCUGCUUCGAUGUCGCAGGCGCAGGCAACUGCCGAGGAGGCGCGGCGUACGGCCGAGGCCGCCAUCGAAGCUCGGAAAACUGCCGAGGCGAGGAUGGAGAAGGCGCUGCAUGCGCGGAAAGUUGCUGAGGCCCAAGCACAAUCCUCGGCAGAUGCGCAGCGAGCGGCGGAAGCCGCGGCAAGCGCGGCGGCCCAAGCGGCCGGCGAGGCAAGAGCCAAGGAGGAGGCCUGGGCCAAGGAGGCAGAGUCUAAGGCUGCGCGAGCCUCGACGGCCCGUGCAGAGAUGGCGACAGCUGCAGCGGCGCUUACCGCGCUGACGGAUGCCAACGUGGCCUUGCGCUGGAACCUUCUGGCAUCGCUGGGGCAGCAGAAGGAGUUGUCCUUCCUUCUUCGAUGCCUAGUGACGGCGUCGACGGAAAUGCAGCGUCAG
Molecule: messenger RNA, 1803 nt
Organism: Symbiodinium sp. CCMP2456
Lineage: Eukaryota; Dinophyceae; Suessiales; Symbiodiniaceae
Source: the annotation of a GenBank genome assembly